This is a messenger RNA of Cyclopterus lumpus (lumpfish), 1725 nucleotides long. Its product is annotated as proprotein convertase subtilisin/kexin type 5. Lineage: Eukaryota; Metazoa; Chordata; Actinopteri; Perciformes; Cyclopteridae. The coding region runs from base 188 to 1219 and encodes 343 amino acids. The record is from RefSeq and is a predicted model, not a curated record. The transcript is spliced from 9 exons.
AGUUUUUCCCUGUAAAGUAAAAUCACAUGAUGUGUAUUUUGUCAUAUGACACUGAUUCAAGGACCGAUCCCUCUGCGAGCGAGCGUCACCGUCGUCCUCUGUAAAAACAAAGGCAGCUCGGGCACUUGUCCGGGAUGAGAUGCUGUAGGGACAUUGUUUGGUGGUAGUACUCAUUAAUAUCUGCAGGAUGGACUGCCGGGGAGUUCUGCCUGCAAUGUGCGCCGCUUGUUUCAUGGGCAUGGUGUUGAGCCAGACCACACUUACACCUGCUGUGAUGAACACCACUCUCAUCGAGAAUGUGACCAGUCUGACUAUGACUCCCGUGAUUCUCAGCACCACGACCCCGGGCUGCAUUGCAUUCAACACUUCGACUUGUGAGCCCUGUCCACCGGGAUCUCAGUACGAUAACAACACCUUGAUGUGUAUGUGCUGCUCGGACCCCGGGCUGUGUCUAUUUCCUGGAGCCUGUCUGCCAUGCGCCACAGGUUUCUAUCAGCCACUAGCAGGACAGCAGCAGUGUCUGCCCUGCAACCAGGGAUCCUACACAAAUUUCACAGGAAGUCCAUUAUGUCACCCCUGCCCUUCUGGAUCCUUCAACAAUAACACCGGCAGAGACAAUUGCUCAACUUGUUCACCAGGUUUCUUUACAUCGCAGCAGAGCUCCACUUCAUGUGCUCCAUGUGCACUGGGAAGGUUUUGCAACUCCGCUGGCUGUAGCCAGUGCCAGAUCUGUCCUGGAGGAACAGAAGCUCUACAGACUGCAGCUAAAGACUGCACACAAUGUCGACCAGGCAUGCACAAGGCUCCCCAUCAGACGAUGUGUCAAAUCUGUGGUAGCGGCUUCUUCCAGAUCCACUGGGGCCAGGAGAGCUGUGAUGUAUGCCCAGAUAAUCACUACUGCCCUAGUCCAGACGUAAACCCCAUUCAGUGUCCCAGCGACGCGUUUUGUCCUGAGGGAAGCUUGUCUCCAGGCUACUGCAUGGAAACUUUCUUCCGCAAAGAAGGGGACUCUUGUGAAUUGGCCCCUGUCACUAUUGCUCUUUUAGUUAUUGGAGGAGGAGUGGCCCUGCUGUUCAUCAUUUUAAUGGUCCUCCGUCAACGGAAAGACACUGAUGGAGAGCUGUCUGUAGCCCGAGUGCCAUUACUAGGCAAAGAGCGACCUCAGGGUCGAUACUAUGGGAUCCCCUGUGAUGCAGAACCUGUGUAUGCUGGCUGGUGAACCAGAGGACCUAAUCUUAGCUUUCUUUAGUGUUUGGUGGGAACAAACCAACUAUAGUCGGCUCUUCAGUUGGCUCCCAAACAAAGACAAAAGGACUGAUGGUAAAACCCUGGACUUGUGCCUUGAAUGUACUCUGACAAGCCAUCAUCUUUUUUAUGUAGUACAUUUGAAUAUAUUAUUGGUUAACAGAAGUUGUUGUGAAUUCUUGUAGUUUGACACUGUAACAGUUGUCCCACUGAGACAAACCACUCUUGCUUAUGAAUAGCACUCUUUUUUUGUACACAGAUAACUGAUUUACUUUGCACUUACUUGUGGAUGCCUCCAUUAACUUGUGUAGUUCCACAGCUACAGAGAGGUACAUGAACGGGGGUUGGUACCUUGUGUUUUUUAAUACAUUUAGCACACCAUGUUGUCUGUAAAUCUUUGCGUACUGUUUUUCAUCUGCUUUUUUAAGGUUAUAUUUGUAUGUUUUAAAAGAAAUUAAAGACAAUUAUUGACUUGACCCU